Molecule: messenger RNA, 810 nt
Organism: Hemisphaericaspora subhashii
Lineage: Eukaryota; Fungi; Ascomycota; Pichiomycetes; Serinales; Debaryomycetaceae
Source: the annotation of a RefSeq genome assembly
AUGAACUACAGCGUCAGAGGACACAUACAACCCCACCCUUACCACCUAGUAGGACCCUCACCAUGACCUAUGUUCACCUCGUUCAGCCUCAUGGACCUAGCGCUGAGCAUAGGACUAACGUCACACGGCUACAUGGCAAGCCACAUCGGGAUCUACCUGAGCCUAGCAGCGGUACUGUACAGCAUGACGCUCUGGUUCAAAGACGUAGUAGCGGAGAGCGCCUACCUAGGGAACCACACCCAAGCAGUGAAGAAAGGACUGAACCUAGGCUUCCUGCUGUUCGUACUGAGUGAGAUCCUAAUCUUCGCCUCACUGUUCUGAGCCUACCUCCACUCAGCAGUGAACCCAACGAUGGACAUCGGCCUAGCCUGACCACCUAAGGGGAUCGAAGUGAUCUCACCAGCAGAGCUACCCCUACUCAACACCAUCAUCCUGCUAGCCUCAGGGGUGACCAUCACCUACGCACACCACAGCCUCAUCAACGGAGACCGAACCAACACGCUGUACGGCUUCGCCUACAGCACAGGGCUCAUCGCACUGUUCGUAGUCCUCCAAGGCCUAGAGUACCGGUUCGCUGGCUUCACACUAAGCGACGGUGUCUACGGAAGCACCUUCUUCAGCCUGACAGGCCUACACGGUCUCCACAUGAUCAUGCUGACGAUCAUGCUAGUCCUCUGCACCGUGCGGGUGUACAACUACGACUUCACCAACGAGUCGCACGUGUUCGGGGAAGCCACCAUCCUGUACCUCCACGUACUAGACGUCAUCUGACUCUUCAUCUACAUCAUCGUCUACUGAUGAGGAUCCUAG